This is a messenger RNA of Cyphellophora attinorum, 498 nucleotides long. RefSeq lists its product as uncharacterized. The transcript has a single exon. Bases 1 to 498 code for a protein of 165 amino acids. The record is from RefSeq and is a predicted model, not a curated record. Lineage: Eukaryota; Fungi; Ascomycota; Eurotiomycetes; Chaetothyriales; Cyphellophoraceae.
AUGGCCAAAAGCAGCAACAGCAACCUCGUCACCACAUUCAUCCUCCUCCAGGCACACGAACCUUCAGAUCCACCUUCAAUCACAGAUGCCGGCUCACAAGCAGGGCAAGCCUUCAAUCAGGUCCUGCGCUAUAUUGCUGGCUGUACCGGCUUUGAUUCGCAGCUCUUCGGAUGGCCAUCCCAGCCUGAAGACAAGGACGUGAAUUGGAAUGACCACGGUGCGGCCAUCAUGCCGGGCACUCUGGCCAUCUUCACCAAUUGGAAGGACUCAUCCUCAGCAGGCAUCUUCCUAUCGCCAGCCUCGUUGAGACAGGCAUUCCAGGGCUUCACAACCUUCUUCGAGACUCCGAAGGCUGUGCCGAGCGCAGGUUCUCUGAUCAGUUUCGCGACUGCGCCAUUGGCUCUCAGCAUAACUUGGCAAGGAAGUGGUGCAGCUCAUAAGGACCCGGGUGCCGCUCAAGAUCAGUCUCGCCAACGACCUGAUGAAUCACGAAAGUGA